AUGUUAACGGAAGGUAAUUGGCGAUGGGAAGUUGUACAUUCAUGCACCAAUGUGUUUUGUUUAACACUUGUGAUUGCAUUUGUCAUCGCCCAACUUAUAUCAUUGUUCCGAUUAACUAAAGCCCGGAAGCAAAAUACGGUUGUAACGGUACAGGAACGAAAAUUCAUUCCGAAAGCACCAGUGACUGACAAACAGAUAGGCGAUGUUAUCGAAAGUGUCGUGAAUUAUGGAGAGGUCUUUGGCAUAAAGAAGGUACCAUACCAUCGCUUGCGUCUGCAUGACGAUGAAGCCUUAUUGAGGUCUCAGCUGUUCUAUGAAAAUAUGAAGAUGCGACGAUGUAUUCAAGAAUUUAGUCCUCGUCCAGUACCUUCGAAACUGAUUCAAAAUAUCAUCAAAUCAGCAGGUACCGCACCGAGUGCAGGCAAUCUGCAACCAUGGAUGUUUUGCGUAAUCAGUAAUUAUGGAGUAAAAGCUACGAUAAGAAAGAUUAUUGAGGAGGAAGAACGAAGCACUUAUAGCAAAAAGAUGGGAGCUGAUUGGGUGCUGGAUAUAGCAGAACUGAAAGUUAUAUGGUCCAAACCAUAUCUUACUGAAGCCCCUCAUCUCAUUGUGGUGAUGAAACAAGUAGAAUUUACAGCUCAUUUGAUCAAUGAUUCAAAUGAGUUGACUUCAACGCAUUACAAUCAAAUAAGUAUCGGUAUAACAGUUGGCAUUUUAAUCGCAGCUCUUCAGGAUGCAGGACUAGCUACUUCAAUCACCUAUCCAUUAUACGGUGGUGAAAAAAUUCGAAAACACCUGAAAAGACCACCGGACGAAGAGGUUUUUCUUCUUUUACCGGUUGGAUUUCCAGCCAAAAACGUUACCGUACCUGAUCUUAAACGUAAAUCCGUUGAAGAAAUAAUUCGAUGUUACGUAUAA
Brugia malayi is the source of this 918-nucleotide messenger RNA. RefSeq lists its product as uncharacterized. Gene Ontology annotation, molecular function: oxidoreductase activity. The record is from RefSeq and is a predicted model, not a curated record. NCBI's taxonomy places the organism in Eukaryota, Metazoa, Nematoda, Chromadorea, Rhabditida, Onchocercidae. The transcript is spliced from 7 exons. Bases 1 to 918 code for a protein of 305 amino acids.